This is a messenger RNA of Rana temporaria (common frog), 4055 nucleotides long. It is a transcript of the gene TOGARAM2, whose product is annotated as TOG array regulator of axonemal microtubules 2. The transcript is spliced from 20 exons. Gene Ontology annotation, molecular function: microtubule binding. Lineage: Eukaryota; Metazoa; Chordata; Amphibia; Anura; Ranidae. Gene Ontology annotation, biological process: microtubule cytoskeleton organization. Gene Ontology annotation, cellular component: cytoplasmic microtubule; cilium. Bases 675 to 3578 code for a protein of 967 amino acids. The record is from RefSeq and is a predicted model, not a curated record.
CAGCCCCCAUAGAGAAGGGCCACACCAGCCCCCAUAGAGAAGGGCCACACCAUAGAGAAGGGCCACACCAGCCCCCAUAGAGAAGGGCCACACCAUAAAGAAGGGCCACACCAGCCCCCAUAGAGAAGGGCCACACUAGCCCCCAUAGAGAAGGGCCACACCAGCCCCCAUAGAGAAGGGCCACACUAGCCCCCAUAGAGAAGGGCCACACCAGCCCCCAUAGAGAAGGGCCACACCAGCCCCCAUAGAGAAGGGCCACACCAGCCCCCAUAGAGAUGAUUGAUUUGAUGGUUGAACGUAGAAAGUGAACCGUCCAGAAGUUCCGGAAGAAAGUGAACAAUGGAGGAAGGUAACAAUGUAUCUGUAUGUGUAUAGAUAUCACGGCAUGUAUGAGGACUGCGGAGGCAUUUGUGUGACACCGUCACCCCCCCGGGGGCACUCUAAUUACACCCUGGCACUGCGAGGAGGAAUGCGGUUGCCAUGGGUCUGAUCUCCCCGGUGAGCGAGGCUCAGAGCGCCGUGUGAUGGAAAGAACUUGUAGAGAGCAAUCCAGCAAACAAAGGUGCCGGAACCUCACCGACCUGUGAAGAGCCACAGCGGGCGCCGGGCCAGACCACUGCAACUCUGACAGGAAUUUAUGGAAGGACACAAUAAAAGGAAGAACUCCGCUGGCGAUGACAGGAAGUCCCACACCCUCCAGAAUGACCCACAAUGAUUAUACUGCAGCCAAGUUUCGGGCCCCCAUUGCUGUGUACUGCGGCAGCGUUCCCAAGAUGAAACCCGGAGGAGGAUUCGCGUCUCUACGCAACGGGGAUUCCAACCUGCAGCUGUACGGAAACCGCUGGGCUGGAGCUGACCCAGCUGCUCUCCAGCCCUCCCUGAGCCUCCAGAUGAAGAGGUCCUACCUGUGGGGUGGAGACGACCUUCAGACGGACAUUCUGCCCCCACCGCUGGACUUGGAGGGUAAAAGUGACCCCCUUUUUAGGAACCAGAGGCGCGAGGAGGUGGACAGCGCCGCCCUGGAGACGGCCCGGCUGAAAGACAAACUGAAACGGAAGAUGUCUGAGAGCUCCAGUGCCAGAGGAGCGCCGACUGAGUUCAUGAACUCGGUGAACUCGCCUCUCAGACCCGCCGUUCCCAGGAGCGCCUCCCAGAGGUUGAUGACGGUCACUAAGCCUGUGCCUCCCAUCCAGAGGAGUCCCACACCCCGCCUGGGGACCCCGGAGGAGGACGGCGUGCCGAGGAACCCCCCGGAGGAUGGAGGGGAGCGCGUGGGAGGACAGACGGAGAAAACGCCGGCGAUUACAGAGAACCUUCGCUCCGGCGCAGAGAAGAAGCGGAAAUCUCUUGGCGGGAUCGUCAUUCCGCCAAUCUCCAAAUCCUCCAACUUUCCAGCAGAUCAGAUUGGCAACGACGGCGCCACCCGGCAUACCGGAGACUCGCCCAGGAGCGCCGCGGCCGCACACAGGAGCUUCGCCUCGGAGCCGGAAAAUGACAAGAUAUCCGGAGCGGAUCAGGCGGAGAGCCGUCAUAUAACUUCCGUGGAAAGUGAUUUGGAUCCAAUUCCAUCCAAUCCCGUCUUCCCGACUCCACCCCCCGAUGGCGGAGAAUUGAAGGACGACGAGGGGAAGGAAAACUAUUCGCGGGUCAGUGUCUCCAUCUCCAAGUCUGCCCAGGAUAAGAUGAGACAGAGACAGCAAGAGAUGGAGACCAUCCGGAGCCAGAGGAGGCGGAGCCAGCAGCAAUUGUGGGAGCGGCUUCAAGGAGUGGAGACCGGGGGAGAAUCCGUGUCGGUGACCUCCUUCACCCUGAGCAACACCGUGCCCAUCAGUGCGGAGAAGAGAAGAGGAGGGGCCAACGUGGCCAACAACAUAUGGGUCAGCCGACCGUCCUUGCCCAGCAUCCCGACCAUCCCCCCGGAACCUUCCGUCAGCGACUUCCGCCAUUCUUCCGCGUUCUCCCUGCCGGCCUCCCUAUUGGAUCUCUCGGAGGGGGAUGUGGACUCUGAGAACUCCGCCCCCAUGUCCCACCCAGAACAAGGCCUGAUAGAGGCUCUGAGGGGGCUGAACCACAAGGACUGGGAGCAGAAGGAGAAGGGGCUCCUGAGCGUGCGCUGCCUGGCCUCCUGGCACCCCGAGGUUCUCUGCUCCAGGAUCCACGAUGUCUGUAUGGCUGUGACCAGAGAGGUCAGCAAUCUGCGCUCCAAGGUCUCCCGUCACGCCAUCAAGACGAUCAGCGAUCUGUUCCGAUCUCUCCGCAGAAACGUGGACCAGGAGGCGGAGGAAAUCACCCGGGUUAUGCUCCACAAGAUCGGCGACUCCAACGAUUUCAUCCGGGACGAGGCCGACAAAUCUCUGGGGAUGAUGGUGGAGAACGUGACCCCCUCCAGGGCGAUGUGCGCGCUGAUCGCCGGAGGAGGCAGUCACCGGAACAGCGCGGUGAGGAAAUGUACGGCCAAACAUCUGCUCAGGGUGGUGGAGCUCCUGGGGGCAGAGAAACUUCUGUGUGGAUCCAGAGAAAGUACAGACUCCUUCCUCCGCACCCUCGUCAGACUGGUCCAGGAUGGACAGCAGGACACCAGGUUUUACGGACGUCGGAUGUUCAGUCUGGUCAUGGCUCAUCCCAAGUUCGAGGUGCAGAUGGAACGUUUGAUCCCGUCACACGAGCUCCGCGACCUCAUCGCCACCGUGAAGCAGAAAGAGCUGCGUGACAGCAUCUCAGAGAUCCCGUCCGCUAGAAGCCAGCGUCCUCCUCAGAAGAAUAGCGCUGUGGUGAGGGCCCAGGAUGCCCAGCAACCAGAGGAGAGCAUCACCAGACCUGCAGAAGCGCAGGAACCAGAAGCGCAGGAAUCCCCGGUCCCUCGGAAGACGCCGGUCCGGGCAGCGGAAGUGACGGAGCAACUGAAGGAGCUCAGCAAACUUCUCUCCGCCAAGGAAUAUCAAAGCAAAAUGGACGGCGUGACGCUUCUCCUGGAGCACUGCAAGAACAACGCCAAGUUUGUCGCCUCCAACAUCACGCCGAUCUUUGAUGCCUUCAACCCGCGGAUGCAGGACGCCAACAAGAAGGUGAAUCAGCACGCUCUGGAGUCUGCGGCGGCCAUGAUCCCGAUCCUGAAGGACAGUCUGCACCACGUGUUGGUCCCUAUGGUGACCGUCAUCACAGACAACCUGAACUCCAAGCACGCCGGUAUCUACACCGCCGCAGUGACCGUCCUGGACACACUCAUGAAGAAUAUAGACAAUCUGUGGCUUCUGCAACCAUUCGCCAGCCGCAUCCGGUUCCUCAGCGGCCGCGCCAUGAGUGACGUCACCGAGCGAUUGUCAGGUCUUGUCUCUUCUGUGUACCCCCGGAAGCCGCAGGCCGUGGAACGCCACGUUUUGCCCGUUUUGUGGUUCUUCCUGAGUAACAUCACCGGGAACGGAGUGCUGCCCGGCCGGAACGGCAACUUCAAGGACGUCGUCACCAAACUGACCAAAAACUUACACCAAGUGAUGGGGCGGAGCCUGGAGGAGUACGCCUCGGGACAGUCCCAACACGCCGCCAAAAUGCUGGCCGACAUUCUGGGCACCAAUAAAUAAAUGCCGAUCCACGUGGCCCGGCGCUUGGCCUGGCACUUACACCGGAGGAGAAGCGUUGGGGCACUGUGAUGUCAUCGGGGGCGGAGCCUGGAGGAGUACGCCUCAGGACAGUCCCAACACGCCGCCAAAAUGCUGGCCGAAAUUCUGGGCACCAAUAAAUAAAUGCCGAUCCCGAUCCACGUGGCCCAGCGCUUGGCCUGGCACUUACACCGGAGGAGAAGCGUUGGGGCACUGUGAUGUCAUCGGGGGCGGAGCCUGGAGGAGUACGCCUCGGGACAGUCCCAACACGCCGCCAAAAUGCUGGCCGAAAUUCUGGGCACCAAUAAAUAAAUGCCGAUCCCGAUCCACGUGGCCCGGCGCUUGGCCUGGCACUUUCACCGGAGGAGAAGCGUUGGGGCACUGUGAUGUCAUCAGGGGCGGAGCCUGUGUAAUUUAGUGUAAAUUCUGUAUUUAAGAUUAAAAACUCUUCUAAUAGAA